Phlebotomus papatasi is the source of this 3813-nucleotide messenger RNA. RefSeq names its product hillarin (gene Hil). NCBI's taxonomy places the organism in Eukaryota, Metazoa, Arthropoda, Insecta, Diptera, Psychodidae. The transcript has 9 exons. The record is from RefSeq and is a predicted model, not a curated record. The coding region runs from base 1119 to 3539 and encodes 806 amino acids.
UCUUCUGGUGUAACCAUCUCCCUUCUCCACCUGCGAUGUUUAGUAUGUGAAAAAGUACAGUGUAUGGAGAUGAAAAAAAAUCCCGCAAUGUCAAGAGUGUUGAGGAGAAGGGAGCAAAAUCAUUCCCAAUAUAUGGUGAAUUCUUUCGGGUUCGUCGCUUAAAUAAACACAAGUCUUUCGUUUCAUAAGUGCACACACUCUGCUGACUCUUUCCCAGACUUGUGCGCUCGGUUGAUUUCUGUAAUAAUUCCAUCUCUCCGUGUGCUUAUAACUAUUCUUGGUGUAUUUGUGCGCGCAAUCCAUUCUCGCUCCAUCGCCAAACCUCUUCUUCCUCCAAGAUUCCACAUACAAUCAUCCACCAAGAGAGAGAGAUAUAGUGUUAUAGUCUUGGAACUGAAGAAUUUCCAGUUUCUCAAACAUGUCUCAACCCGGAGCCCCCCUUCUGACUGCCCCAAAACGUCCAAUCCACCGUAAAUGUGUCUGUGUGCUUUUAAAAUUGUACAAGAUAUUCUCUCAGCAUUUUCACGUUGUUUUUUUUUUCUUUCUUAUUUUCUUUAAAUCCAACAUCUCUGUCUAUCUCUCUUUCUCUAUCUGACUGCCGAGCAAUCCACCAGCAAUAGAAGGAAUUUAGAAAAUCAUUUUAUAUGGAUAUUGAUAUAAUAUUUUUCUCUCCAUACACCCAUUUCAAUCUUUAUGAUGUGAUUUUACUGGCAAGAGUUACGAUGUUAUAGCAUCACAAAGUUGUUGCACAAUUUGUCACUCUUCUUGGCACAAUUUUUCCUCCAACUGCUCUCUGGCGCACACCUCAGUCACUUUUUUUUCUGCGUCCCCAUCGCAAAUGAACCAUUAAGUGAUCUUUAUGUUUUAUACCCCAAGUAUGGAUUUAAUGUGAUAACCUGAUGACCAAUUGAAGGCGAAAACAUACCUCAUACUUUGCAUAAUGGCAAUUUCAAAAUUAAUCGCGAGGUGUUUUUAGUGCAUUCGCUCUUGGCCAUCAAUCUCCCCAUAUUAGAGAUUGGAUUGCAGAGGAAAGGGGAGCAUAAAUGGUGUGAAUGAGAUUUGGUGUGCAACACUCGUGAAAGCACACCAUCCACCCUCCCACAUAUCAAACACACAAAAUGUAUCGUCCAAAUUUCUACGAAUCCACAUGCCUCAGGUGCAAUGAGAUUGUCUACCAAGUGGACCGAGUUGGACCCCUCAAGGACUUCACAUUCUUCCACUCGGGCUGCUUCAAGUGCAUCCACUGUGGCACAAAAUUGACCCUCAAGACCUACUACAAUAAUCAACACAAGCAGGAGGACAAAGAGGUCUACUGUUCGUCACAUGUACCAAAAAGUGGUCCUGGUCACUUGGAUCAGACAUCCGUGGGAAUCCGACAGGCACUCAAUGUUCCCAAAACCAACAAGUUCAUCAAUGAACAGAUCAGAGGUCAGAGAAGAGAUCUGGAUGGAUCCCGUCAAUCCACACCAAAUGGUUACCACAGAGGCCGAGAUUUAAAUUCAUCGGCAAAUGACAGUGACUACAAAUAUGGUAGAUUCGACGCUAGUGCACUUCACAUUGCGCACGCCCUCAAGCAGACGGAAAUUCAAAAGGCCUACAACAAGAGACGCGAGAAACCUAUUGACUUAUAUUUGGAUCGCGCUGAACAAGCACGCCUGGAGAUGAAACAUCGAAAAGAGGAGGAUGAUUUGUACAGGAAAUUUGCACGCAAGAGAGAGGAGGAGGAUAGGAAAGUGCAAGCAGAAAUUCAAGAUGAAUGGGAGCGUGAGUUGCAACGCCUCACUCACAAAUUCGAGAAGGAACUGGCGACAUCCAGACGCAGUCGCGAUGAACAGAAUCUCCUAACCAUGCGCCAUGAGCAGCAAAAGGAGGAUCUCGAGAAAAACAUGACACUGCGGCGAAACAAGAAAAAAGAGAGUCUCACGAGGAAGAUGCUGGAGCACGAACGAAGUGAAACAGCCGCCCUGGUAGAUCGUCAGUCCAGUGAGAUGCUGGAGCUGAUUAGUGCUCGCCGAAGUGAGUACAUGCAGACAGAGAGCAUCUUCCUGGAUGACGAAUUCACAGAGGGUACUCUGCCACUCGAGUACCCUAAUAUAGCGCCCCCGCCGGCCCCGCCCACAGUCAGCAAAUUCCAAAUCUAUACGGACCCCAUUGAGUUCGAGGAUGUCGAUCGGGUGGCCAUAACAGUGGCCAAAGAGGAUCAGAAGACCUUUACGGACCUAGUAAGGCAACUUGUGGGCCGAUGCACCAGCGAUAUCGAGAAAGCACGCACGAUCUUUCGCUGGAUAACCGUAAAGAAUCUCAAUACGAUGCACUUUGACGAUGACCUAAGAGGAGAUACGCCAAUGGGUCUGCUGCGUGGCAUCAAAUACGGCACCGAAAGUUACCAUGUCCUCUUUAAGCGCCUCUGCAGCUACGCCGGUCUGCACUGUGUCGUGAUCAAGGGAUACUCCAAGAGUGCUGGCUAUCAACCUGGUGUUCGCUUCCAGGAUUCACGCUUCCGCAAUUCCUGGAAUGCCGUCUACGUGGCCGGAGCCUGGCGCUUUGUGCAGUGCAAUUGGGGCGCUAGACACUUGGUCAAUGCCAAGGAAGCACCCAAAACCGGACGUGGGAAAAAUGAUAGCUUACGCUAUGAAUACGACGAUCACUACUUCCUAACUGACCCACGGGAAUUCAUCUAUGAAUUCUUCCCACUCCAGGAAGAAUGGCAACUCCUCAAGCGACCAAUAACACUCAAGGAAUUUGAAAAUCUACCCUUCGUGCGCUCUCUGUUCUUCCGGUAUGGCCUCCACUUUGCCGACGAGGGCUAUGGAGCUGUUGUCUUUACCGAUGACACAGGAGCUGCCACCGUGCGGAUUGCCAUGCCCGCAGAUAUGCAAGGCUGCCUCAUCUUCCACUACAACCUCAAGUUCUACGACAGCGAAGAGGAUUCCUACGAUAGCGUCUCACUCAAACGCUUCGUCAUGCAGUCGGUCAUCGGGAACAUCGUGGCCUUUAGAGUCCAUGCACCUUGUUCUGGAGCCUUCCUUCUGGACAUCUUCGCCAAUGUGGUCACGCCGCAGGAAUACUUGACCGGGGAGCCGAUGAAAUUUAAGUCUGUGUGCAAAUUUAAGAUUUGCUGUGAGGAACUUCAGACAGUCAUGGUGCCCCUUCCAGACUGUGCGAGCGGUGAAUGGGGUCCCACAAAGGCUACCCGGCUCUUCGGCCUUGUGCCAAUAACUCAUCAAGAACCUCUGAUAUUUGCCGGGAGGAUAAUUGAGUUGCAGUUCCGAAUGUCGCGGCCACUGACAGACUUUAUGGCCACCCUGCACAAGAAUGGAAUUGAGGAAAAGAAACUGGCCAAGUACAUUUCCCAUAGCAUCAUUGACGAUGUCGUUACAUUCACAAUCAGUUUCCCGGAAGAAGGUCAGUACGGAUUGGAUAUUUACACGCGAGAAGUGGGUUCAGUGUCUCACUAUCACAACAACAAUUCCUCCAGCGAGAAACAUUUGCUCACUCAUUGCUGUAAAUAUUUAAUUAAUUCAUCAAAGCGCAACUGAUUUGGCUCCAGAAUCCUUUGGGGGUUCUGGAUGCUCACGUAAGCAUUAUUAACAGCUCCUCUUCACUGUCCUAACUCAUUCCUCGUUCCCUGAAACAAAAUCCUUCACAACGAUAUGGUGCUAAUCGAUCAAAAAAAAAAAAGAAUUACAAGAUCAUUUGAGUUUUAUUGCGACUAAAAACACUCUUUUCCUCGUUACUGUAUAUAAUUGAGACAAAAAGAAUAAAAAAACAAUGUAUAUUAUAGACAAAUAAAUCAUUUAUUCUCGAAUUAAA